AUGGGUUAUAUAGCCGACGUGAUGUUGCCGUUAUUGUUGUUAUUACUGUGCUCGGUUGUCGACAGUACCCCGUUCACGAAAAGUGAAGGAAGAAAUGUCAGCCCACAACAAUAUGCUGUCAUUAUGGAGCACUUCUUGGGCGGAUCCAAGAAUGUCAGAUGGGAAACCAUGCCUAUGUCAACGUUGGAUCAGAAUGGUAAGAUUGGGCGUCAUGUUGAUAUGAUAUUUCAUUGAUAUGGAGCUCUAAAACCAAAAAAACAGAAUAAAAACUUACAAAUUCUUACAGGAAAGCCAGUAAAAGGCCUUGGAAACUCUGAUUGUAUGGAUGUACAAGGUCAAACCAGAAAGAACGGUGAAGAAUACGACCGACCAAGCCACAGAUUCAAGUUCAUAUGCAAAGAUGGCGAAGAACAAGUCACAGGUAAGAUAAAACACCUAAUAAUGUUUUGCUUUAUACCUAAAAUACCUAAAAAUUCCCGGCUUUUGACGUAUAAAUCUCAUGAAAAACAUUUAAAACUACCUUAAUAUAAUGAAAAGUUAUAUUAAGGUAGUUUAAAGGAUAAAUUUACAAAGAACCUACUACAAUAUAGAAGAAUAACAUUGGCAAGUAAACCAGAAGCACCUAAAAACAUAAAAACAGUCAAAAUAAUAUCAAAAUACCUUAUUUUAGCUUGUAUCGGCUCCUCUCGCUCCAACAACGCCCGGAUUCCAGUUGGCUCGAACGUUGAAGUCGACGGCUUCUGGCACAAAUGCCAAAGCUUCCCCAACGGAUCUGUUGUCUAUUUCCAAGGUAAGAACUCUUAUAAAUUAUGGAAGAAUAACCGAUUAUGCUAGAUUAUCUUAUACAGCAUAUAAAAUUAAAUAAUUAAGCGAAAACUAGAACAAGAAACAUCUAAGUUUAGACAACUUUUCAUAAUAAUAUAAUCCAGUGCCGGCCAAUUGAAAUUCGCUUUUUAACUUAUUUAGAACGAAAAAUAAUUAAAUUACCUUUAAAUUACAUAAAGGCUGAUAAAAAAUUGAUUUCAUGAUACGAAAACGUUGAUUAUUACCUAAAACUCCAGAAAAACAGCUAUAUCUUAACGGAAACGAUCCUUUUUCAAACCAAAAAUGACGUUUAAAUCUUUCAAGCCUUAUUUUAAAGCUCCUAAACAUCAUUCGUUACCUAAACAAUCAAAAAACAUUAAAAUCGUACCAAAACAUCCAUUCCAGAGCCAUCUUGUCGUGAUAUGAAAGGCAAAGAACUCCACAUUGGCGACGAAUUCACUGCCGGAUACCUCCGCCUGGCUUGUGACGAUGGUGGCUACAAAACUGUCGGCUGUGUUUUCCACGGUAAAGACGGUGAAGUUAUUUUGCGCGAAGGAGAGACCAGAGAUGUUGGCAAAGUGUCACAUCAUUGUGAGAACGUUAAUGGAAACUUGGAAUACUUCUCCAAGGCUAGCGGCUGCACCAAACUGGACAGAAAUCUAAACGAAGGUGAUACGUUCAGCGAGAAUCAUUUGCACUACAAAUGCGAAAAUGGCCUCGCUCAGAUUACUGGUAAGUGGAAGGGAAGCGGAUGUUAUUCAUAAAGAAUGGUUAUAAACUCGAAAAAAUUACAAUAGGUAUCAAAUCUAGUCCAAUAGAAGAAUUUUUCACGUGACUUUGUUGUCCAAUAUUUGUUUUAUAAUUUAUCACUUUGCAACCAAAUCUUUUAAAAAGAGCGAAAUGCCACAGAGUUAUUGGAAAAUGUAACGAAAUGUUCCAAAACGUAUUGACUUUUUUUAGCUUUCAAGUUUUAUGUUUUUGGUCUAAAUUAAUGUUUACUAGCUGGUUUAUUUUGUUUUUACAUUACUUUUAUUUUUAAAAUACGUCCCUUUGAAUAAUGAUCAACUAUUUUAUAUUAUUAUAGGCUGUUACGUUAGCGAGCACAAAGACUUAUCAAUUGGCCAGGAUCUGGAAGAAAACGGAGUUCUACACCGCUGUUAUCGUGCUGGCGGAGCUGUUGAAUACGAAGAAUUCCCAUGUCAUGGUGAAUCUUGUCACCCAAAGCCAGUUGACUCCGGAUCAGAGGGUCCAGUCGUGAGCCAAGGUCAAGAUAAGUCUCGUGGAUUCGGAGCGUUUGCCAUUGUUCAGAGGAUUGGAGACAAAGUUCAGAGCCCGUCGACCAUGAAAUUUGAUUUGGACAAGCUCUUAAUGAGAUCACAAGGCUGA
This is a messenger RNA of Bursaphelenchus okinawaensis, 2190 nucleotides long. Lineage: Eukaryota; Metazoa; Nematoda; Chromadorea; Rhabditida; Aphelenchoididae. The record is from the annotation of a GenBank genome assembly.